GUAUGUUUGACUCUGCCAAAAAAGAGUUGUUAAAAAGAAAUGGAAGGAAUAUUUUUUACAUAGAUAUCCCGACAGUUGGGCUGAAAUAAUUUUAGAUCCAUUUGACUCUGCCUAUUUGCAUAUCUCGAAACACUAACAUAUUUGCUAGUUAUAUCAUCCGUCAUUGCAUCUCAAUACGUUCUUCAAAUUCCUCAAUUUGCAUUGGUUUUUUUUUUUUUUUUUUUAAUAUAUAUAUACAUUUUCCUAGCGGUUGGCUGAAAUUAUUUUCAUCCAUUUGACUCCAUCGAUAGGUAUUUACCAGUUAUAUUGUCCGUAAUUGUUCGGAUCUCGAGACUUCCUUGAACCAAUCAUAUACUUCUUUCAAUUUGUAUUGGUCUUUUUUCGAUUCGCUUGGAUGGCGAAUUUGUAUGUGAGAGCUGCUCCAACAACGGAUCUGAAUCGGAAUACUGAAUGGUUCACGUAUCCUGGUGUUUGGACAAUCUACAUUUUCAUUCUUUUUUUCUCGUGGCUCGUUGUGUUAUCAGUAUUUGGCUGUUCAUCCGGCAUGGCUUGGACCAUCGUCAAUCUUUCCCAUUUCCUUGUCACAUAUCACUGUUUCCACUGGAAGAAGGGAACACCAUUUGCUGAAGAUCAGGGUAUCUACAACAGACUAACAUGGUGGGAGCAAAUGGAUAAUGGCAAGCAGCUUACUCCCAAUAGGAAGUUUCUGACAGUUGUUCCUGUGGUGCUGUACUUGAUAGCUUCCCAUACAACUGACUACCAACACCCAAUGCUGUUCUUCAACACAUUCGCAGUUUUCAUACUGGUGGUUGCCAAAUUUCCCAACAUGCACAAGGUUCGAAUUUUUGGGAUCAAUGCCGAUCAAUGAGCUACAUCAAUUUAAAACAUUUACUUCAACUUUCUCUCAGCUAUAGUAUUUGAUCGCUUUAACAAUUUUGAGUAAACGGGGAACUCUUUGUACAAAUGCAAGAACUGCAAAGGGUAAAAUUAUAUAUUGUAAAAAAUCAAGAUCCGAUGUUGUUGGAUAUGCUUAGCUGCGCUCUUUUCUUUUAA
Capsicum annuum is the source of this 1053-nucleotide messenger RNA. RefSeq lists its product as uncharacterized. Gene Ontology annotation, biological process: ceramide metabolic process; intracellular sphingolipid homeostasis; negative regulation of ceramide biosynthetic process. The transcript is spliced from 3 exons. Bases 395 to 868 code for a protein of 157 amino acids. The record is from RefSeq and is a predicted model, not a curated record. Lineage: Eukaryota; Viridiplantae; Streptophyta; Magnoliopsida; Solanales; Solanaceae. Gene Ontology annotation, cellular component: endoplasmic reticulum membrane.